AUGGGUAGCGCCUCAUCCCCAGAAGAUUGCAGAGAGCUGGGGGGUGGUCCGCUUAGUAGCCUUUGUGCCAGGUUGGUUGAGAAAGCAGACAGAGAUCCCGGAGAGGGUCAAGGGCCAGGUCAUGGGCCCAUAGUAACCAGGACAGCCUCUGGGCCCACCUUGGAGUUCUGGCAAGCCGUGCUGGUCGGGGAUGUGGCCUCUGUCUCCCAUCUCUUGGCCUCCCCUGGCACUGGCCUCACCCCGGAUAUUGUCUUUGACACCAGCGACCCAGAGAGAUGGAGAGAUUUCAGAUUCAACAUUCGAGCUCUGAGGCUUUGGUCUCUGACCUACGUGGAAGAGCUGACCACCCCAAUACAUGUAGCAGCUGGCCGAGGCCACGAACAAGUUCUCCAGCUGUUGCUAAAUCGAGGAGCCCAGCCAGAUGCUGCCCCUGGGGGUCGCACUGCUCUGCAUGAAGCAUGCAUCUCUGGCCAUGCACCCUGCGCCCGACUGCUGCUUGUAGCAGGAGCUGACCCAGACAUCCCAGACCAGGAUGGGAGGCGCCCUUUACACCUGUGCCAGGGGCCUGGCGCCCUCCAGUGUGCAGAGCUGCUGCUGAGGUUUGGCGCCACUGUGGAUGGUCGAUCUGAGGAAGAGGAGGAGACACCUCUCCAUGUGGCAGCCCGAGGAGGGCUGGCAGAGCUGGCUGCAUUGCUCUUGAGGAAAGGCGCUUGUCCAGAUGCCCGUGAUGCCGAAGGCCGGACCCCUCUUCUGGCUGCCUGCUCAGUGCCUCUCCUUCCCCUAGCCGAGGCGGAGGCAGCCAUCGCCAGGAGUCUUCACCUGUGCCACCUGCUUCUCUCUGCAGGUGCCGAUGCGGAUGCUGCUGAUCACGACAGGCAGCGGCCCCUGCAUCUGGCCUGUCGUCGUGGCAAUGUGGCUGUGGCUGAGCUACUCCUGUCCCAGGGGGUCAGCGUCAAUGCCAUGGACUAUGGUGGCCAUACAGCCCUGCACUGGGCCUUGCAGGGUCCAGCUGCUGCCCUGCCCUGUAGCCCAGAACAAGUAGUCCGAGCUCUACUCAAUCACGGUGCUGUCCGCAUCUGGCCUGGAGCCCUUCCCAAGGUGUUGGAACGCUGGUGUGAAUUUCCCCGGAUAAUUGAGGUUCUAAUGAAUACCUACAGUCUUGUGAAACUGCCAGGGGAUGCAGUGGACCUUAUACCCCCGGAGGUCCUGCAGAAGCAUCAAGAUUUCUACUCUUCGCUCUUCACCUUGGUGGGUCGGCCGAGAUCCUUGAAGCACCUGAGUCGCCACGCUCUCCGAUCGCACCUGGCCGGUUGCUUGUCCCAGGCACUGCCCUGGUUACCCCUGCCUCCUUGCCUCCUUCGCUACCUACAGUUGGAUUUUGAGGACAUUCUCUAUUAG
Messenger RNA from Vombatus ursinus (common wombat), 1398 nucleotides. RefSeq names its product ankyrin repeat and SOCS box containing 10 (gene ASB10). The record is from RefSeq and is a predicted model, not a curated record. Gene Ontology annotation, cellular component: cytoplasm; nucleus. Lineage: Eukaryota; Metazoa; Chordata; Mammalia; Diprotodontia; Vombatidae. Gene Ontology annotation, molecular function: protein binding. Gene Ontology annotation, biological process: intracellular signal transduction.